ACUGAGCGAAUUGGUCCCCUGCCUGUGCCUUGAUGUAGCCAUUGGGCCAAGCCUUGCUCCUGGCUUCUUUACUGGGAUAGGAGCCACUAGGAUCUGGAGCUUGAGAUUCUAAAUUAAAGCUGGCCUCCGGCCAGGUGACCUUUUCUUUGAUUCCUUUUUCACCCGGGCAUCUCCAUCUCCGGUGGGAUCCGCCAGCAAGUCGGCCAGCAGCAUGUGGGUGACCAAACUUCUGCCAGUCCUCUUGCUGCAGCCCGUCCUCCUACACCUCCUUCUGCUGCCCACGGCCAUCCCCUCUGCAGCGGGACAGAAGAAAAGAAGAAAUACACUUCAUGAAUUCAAAAAGUCAGCCAAGACUACUCUAAUCAAAGAAGAUCCAUUAUUGAGGAUUAAGACAAAAAAAAUGAACACAGCAGACCAGUGUGCAAAUAGAUGUAUUAGGAAUAAAGGACUUCCAUUCACUUGCAAGGCCUUUGUUUUUGAUAAAGCAAGAAAAAGAUGUCUCUGGUUCCCCUUCAACAGCAUGUCUAGUGGAGUGAAAAAAGGGUUUGGCCAUGAAUUCGACCUCUAUGAAAACAAAGACUACAUUAGGAACUGCAUCAUUGGUAAAGGGGGAAGCUACAAGGGAACAGUGUCUAUCACAAAGAGUGGCAUCAAGUGUCAGCAUUGGAAUUCCAUGAUACCUCAUGAACACAGCUUUUUGCCUUCGAGCUAUCGGGGGAAAGACCUACAGGAAAACUACUGUCGAAAUCCUCGAGGGGAAGAAGGGGGACCAUGGUGUUUCACAAGCAAUCCAGAGGUACGCUACGAAGUCUGUGACAUUCCUCAGUGUUCAGAAGUUGAAUGUAUGACCUGCAAUGGGGAAAGCUAUCGAGGGCCUAUGGAUCAUACUGAAUCAGGCAAGAUUUGCCAGCGUUGGGAUCAUCAGACACCACACCGGCACAAGUUUUUGCCAGAAAGAUAUCCCGACAAGGGCUUUGAUGAUAAUUAUUGCCGCAAUCCUGAUGGCAAGCCGAGGCCAUGGUGCUAUACUCUUGACCCUGACACCCCUUGGGAGUACUGUGCAAUUAAAAUGUGUGCUCACAGCACUAUAAAUGACACUCAUGUCCCUAUGGAAACCACUGAAUGCAUUCAAGGUCAAGGAGAAGGUUACAGGGGAACUGUCAAUACCAUUUGGAAUGGCAUUCCUUGUCAGCGUUGGGACUCCCAGUAUCCACAUGAGCACGAUGUAACUCCUGAAAAUUUCAAGUGCAAGGACCUGAGAGAAAAUUAUUGCAGAAAUCCAGAUGGCGCUGAGUCACCCUGGUGUUUUACAACUGACCCAAACAUCCGAGUUGGCUACUGCUCCCAAAUUCCAAAAUGUGACGUGUCCAGUGGACAAGAUUGUUACCGUGGAAAUGGAAAAAAUUACAUGGGAAAUUUAUCCAAAACAAGAUCUGGACUAACCUGUUCAAUGUGGGACAAGAACAUGGAAGACUUACACCGUCAUAUCUUCUGGGAGCCAGAUGCUAGUAAGCUGAACAAGAAUUACUGCCGGAACCCUGAUGAUGAUGCUCACGGGCCCUGGUGUUACACAGGGAAUCCUCUCAUUCCCUGGGAUUACUGUCCCAUUUCCCGUUGUGAAGGUGAUACCACACCUACAAUAGUCAAUUUAGACCAUCCUGUAAUAUCCUGUGCCAAAACAAAACAGUUGAGAGUUGUAAAUGGGAUUCCAACACAGACGAAUGUGGGAUGGAUGGUUAGUUUGAAAUACAGAAAUAAACAUAUCUGCGGAGGAUCGUUGAUAAAGGAAAGUUGGGUUCUUACUGCAAGACAGUGUUUCCCUGCUAGAAACAAAGAUUUGAAAGAUUAUGAAGCUUGGCUUGGAGUUCAUGAUGUCCAUGGAAGAGGAGAAGAGAAACGCAAGCAGGUUCUGAACAUUUCCCAGCUGGUAUACGGCCCCGAAGGAUCUGAUCUGGUCUUGCUGAAGCUUGCUAGGCCUGCUAUCUUGGAUAGUUUUGUUAGUACAAUUGACUUACCUAAUUAUGGAUGCACAAUUCCUGAAAAGACCACUUGCAGUGUUUAUGGUUGGGGCUAUACUGGAUUGAUUAACUCUGAUGGUCUGCUACGAGUAGCACAUCUCUAUAUUAUGGGGAAUGAGAAAUGCAAUCAGCACCAUCAAGGCAAAGUGACUCUGAGUGAGUCUGAAUUAUGUGCUGGGGCUGAAAAUAUUGGCUCAGGACCAUGUGAGGGGGAUUAUGGUGGCCCACUUGUUUGUGAACAACAUAAAAUGAGAAUGCUCCUUGGGGUCAUUGUUCCUGGCCGCGGAUGUGCCAUCCCAAAUCGUCCUGGAAUUUUUAUCCGAGUAGCAUACUACGCAAAGUGGAUGCACAAAGUUAUUUUAACAUAUAAGGCCCAGCAGUCAUAGCUGAAGUGUCUGAAGCAUCCAUCAACCCAUAGAAAUCUUACAUGAAGAUUUCAGAGAAUGUGGAACUAAAAUGUCAGCUGAAAGAAUUUUAAAACAACUACUUGAGUGUCCUGUUUGUUAAGAUACUCACUAAUAUAUAGGGGUGUUAUCUGUUGUUCUGUUUGUCAGUGUUAUUUUUGUAAAUGUUGAAAUGAAUUAAGGUACAUGCAAGUGCAGUAACAUAUCUCCUGAAGAUACUUGAAUGGAUUCUUUAAAAUGCAAAGGUAUAAUUGCCAGAUGAGAAAAGAUUGAAUGGAGAAGAUCAAGUAGUCACUCACUAUGCUGCUUUCCAGGUUAAGUUCUUAAUGGUAAAUAAACUGUAAGUUAACUAUUAUUGUAACCUCACGAAGACAAUUUAUAACUUGUGUUCUUAAAUUGUAAGUCUAUAUUGAAUUAUGACUUUUCAUGUGCCACGUGUUGCAGUUCAUCCAUUCUUUCUUUCCAUGUAACCUGCAGUACUGGCCUACAAAUAUACUUAACAAAACAACAACAACCAAAAAAAAAAUGCCCAUUGCAAAUGCCUGGAAACACAGGUGUCAUGCACAGCAAUUAAAAUUGUGGUGUCUUCAAUAUAAUUUAAAUAGUUUGGAGGUAUGUGCCUAUAGUUUUUCUUCAAGAUAAAAACAUAGAAUAGAAACAGUAAAAAUAUUCAGGAAGGGUGCAGGAUAGAAAUGACUAUCUUUUAUGCACUAUCUAUAGAUGACCUCCACUGGUAGGCAUUUAAAAUGAGGCCAGGACCCACUACUUAAGUAAUGCCUAAUCUAGGUGUUUACAUAUAUUUAUUAUCCUAGUUAUUUCCUGUCAUUUUUUUAAUUACUAAA
Molecule: messenger RNA, 3264 nt
Organism: Dipodomys ordii (Ord's kangaroo rat)
Lineage: Eukaryota; Metazoa; Chordata; Mammalia; Rodentia; Heteromyidae
Gene: Hgf
Product: hepatocyte growth factor (hepapoietin A; scatter factor)
Exons: 19
Coding region: 212-2404 (730 amino acids)
Biological process (GO): negative regulation of apoptotic process; proteolysis; positive regulation of protein phosphorylation
Molecular function (GO): signaling receptor binding; serine-type endopeptidase activity
Source: RefSeq, a predicted model, not a curated record